AUGGAGAAUCCUUAUCCUGUGUUGUUGUUUCGACAUGCGGUUUCAUCUCCUUGUCGAGGUAUUCCAGGCCAAUUGGAUGGCCACCCGUCAGCUAUCAAGUGCUGCCUCCAUGCCCUCUUGAUGUUUGAGCUUCAGCCGUCAAUGACCAAGCGCCUGUCGCGGAUCAUGUCGAAUGUGGUCCACAUCCUAGGAUUCCUCUCUGUCGUCAGCUCGCCAAACGCGCUGGAUGCUAUCUUCACUGAAGCAUGCUUCAAGAUGGUGUUUGGCGCGGCGCUCCAAUACCUUCAAACAUCACGAUCAAAACAAGAUUUUGCCAAUGAUUUCGUGGGCACUCAAAAUGACAAAACAAAAUGA
Messenger RNA from Pleurotus ostreatus (oyster mushroom), 354 nucleotides. RefSeq names its product Tuberous sclerosis 2-like protein. The record is from RefSeq and is a predicted model, not a curated record. Lineage: Eukaryota; Fungi; Basidiomycota; Agaricomycetes; Agaricales; Pleurotaceae. The coding region runs from base 1 to 354 and encodes 117 amino acids. The transcript has 2 exons.